Messenger RNA from Colletotrichum godetiae, 1586 nucleotides. RefSeq names its product ZIP zinc transporter. The record is from RefSeq and is a predicted model, not a curated record. Gene Ontology annotation, biological process: transmembrane transport; zinc ion transport. Gene Ontology annotation, cellular component: membrane. Gene Ontology annotation, molecular function: metal ion transmembrane transporter activity. NCBI's taxonomy places the organism in Eukaryota, Fungi, Ascomycota, Sordariomycetes, Glomerellales, Glomerellaceae. The transcript has 4 exons. The coding region runs from base 110 to 1324 and encodes 404 amino acids.
CUCGAUAAACCCUCUUCCACUCUCUCUUCUUCCUCUCUCUCCCAUCUCAUCCGGCCCCCUCAAUUCCGCGCACGCCGAAUCGCAAACGAUCGACACUCCCUAUCCGACUAUGGGAGGACUACUGCUGCUGCUCUUGCUGAGCACGGUCAUGGCCUUGGCGUCCUUCUUCGCCGGCUCACUACCACUCGCAAUCAGCCUCACACAGUCGCAACUCCGAUUGAUAUCCAGCGUGGGCGUCGGUAUUUUGGUUGGAACAUCCAUGAUUGUGAUUAUACCCGAGGGCAUCGAAGCCGUCACAACCACCGGCGGGCACUCGCACAGCAAGAGGAGUUUGGUGGAUACGGCUGGAAAGCAAGGGAGCCCGGCUAUUCGGUGGAUGACAGACGGAGAUAUAUCUCAGUUGGCAGGUAUCACCAAGUCUGCGCGGACUAUUGAAGAAGAGCUUCAAGCCAUUGGCCGUGAUGUGGAAUACACUGCAAAGCUGCAUGGUCGGGAGGAGCAAGAUGAGCAUGGCCACGAGCAACCUCCGGCACCCGGCCCCGGCCCCGAACCUCACCACGACGAGCAAAGGCACGACAAUGAGGUACCGACCUUCUACAUCGGCCUGUCCAUGAUCCUCGGUUUCGUCCUCAUGUACCUGAUCGACAGACUGCCCCGCCACGCAGCAGGUGGCAAUGGAUCCGAGCCGCAGAUGCGUCACGUCAGCUUGGAUAACCUAGGCGUUUCAUCAAGCGUUGGCGAUGAGGAAACGGAAGGCUUCCUCGGUUCUCUUGCACCUCCACCAAAGCAAUCCAGAAGCCUAGCUACCACCAUCGGGUUGGUGAUCCACGCCGCAGCGGACGGCAUCGCAAUGGGCGCGUCCACGUCCACGUCAAAUACCAAGUUGGGGCUUAUAAUAUUCGUUGCCAUCAUGGUUCACAAGGCGCCAGCGGCAUUUGGCCUGACAUCGGUACUUCUGAAGCAGGGUUUGUCCAAAAGAACGGCUAGAGGACACCUCAUCGUUUUCAGCCUGGCUGCUCCCUUUGGAGCUCUUAGUACGUGGGCCAUCAUUCGAAUCUUGGGCGGUGGAAAUUUUGAGGGCGAAUCUGGUCAGUGGUGGACGGGUAUGCUUCUACUCUUCUCCGCAGGAACAUUUCUGUUUGUUGCGAUGCAUGCCAUGCAGGAAGACAGCGGUUCUCCAAAGCACGAACACGGUGGCAUGAACGGCUAUGCUGACGGAAAUGGUGCACAAAGGGGCCAGCAGAGGCCGCAGAUGCGUGAUACUUUUGCGACAGUCGCUGGCAUGCUCCUGCCGCUUCUUACCCAGUUUGGACAUCACCACUGAACAAUUGCCUGCGCAAUGGACAAAGGAGUCUUGUUUUUUCGAGAUGAAAAAGGUGCAAUGCUGGGGGUUUUUUGUACGAGUAAAUCGUGGCACCCAAAACCGAAGGGGCCCAGGUCCUUCUGACACAUGACGAUGAUGAUUGUAUAGACUUCCAUAACUUUGAGUUCGUCUCUGAUUCUGGAGGGAAUAAGUCCAGAUGAUGUAUUUUAGGAAUCUGUACUAUUAGAUCGACCAGAGGCGCUUUCGAAUGUCUAUAGAACGC